Messenger RNA from Solanum stenotomum, 1841 nucleotides. RefSeq lists its product as uncharacterized. The coding region runs from base 139 to 1515 and encodes 458 amino acids. The transcript has 6 exons. NCBI's taxonomy places the organism in Eukaryota, Viridiplantae, Streptophyta, Magnoliopsida, Solanales, Solanaceae. The record is from RefSeq and is a predicted model, not a curated record. Gene Ontology annotation, molecular function: DNA binding.
UACAGACCAUUUUUUUGGUUUUAUUUUUUCCACUUCUCAAAAAGUUUUUUUUUUUUUUGGGUUGCAAGAGAAGUGAAGCUAGAAUACCCAUCUUUUUGUGGUCUAACUUUAAUUUUUUUUCCAGAUUUUUUUGCAGCAAUGGUGGCAGAUGCAGUGAAUCAAGUUGAGGGGGCUCAGCAAGGUGCCUCAUCCAUGAUUAGCUCAAAGUUGGAAACUGUGGCUACUCAGGGAAAGGCCCCGACUUGUCUUGCCAAUGAAAAUGUGCUUAAGGCUAGGAAGCCUUAUACCAUUACAAAACAGAGAGAGAAAUGGACAGAGGAAGAACACCAGAGAUUUCUUGAAGCCUUAAAGUUGUAUGGCCGUGCUUGGCGCCAAAUAGAAGAAUAUGUUGGAAGCAAAACUGCAAUUCAGAUUCGUAGUCAUGCGCAGAAGUUUUUCGCCAAGAUUGCUCGAGAUUCAGGGAAUGAUGGUGAUGAAUCCCUAAAUGCGAUUGACAUACCUCCUCCUCGGCCAAAGAAGAAACCUCUGCAUCCAUACCCUCGCAAGAUAGCUGAUUCUUCUGUAGCUAACAAGGCAGUUUCAGGUCAGCCUGAAAGGUCUCCUUCCCCAAAUGCAUCAGGAAGGGACAGUUGUUCUCCAGAUUCAGUUUUGCCAGCAAUUGGUUUAGGUGCUGCUGAAUAUUCAAUUGCUGAGCAGCAGAACUCUCGCUUUUCACCAGUCUCUUGUACUACGGAUGCACACACUGCAAAUGUAAUUUCUGUGGAGAAUGAUGAUGAAAGUAUGAGCUCAAACUCCAACACCGUGGAGGAAAUCCAUGUUGCAUUAAAACCAGUAGCUGCUAGUACCAGCCCGAUUACCAAUUCUGAGUUCAUGGAAUGUGCUAUAGUUCAUAUGGAGAAUUCAUGUAAUGGUGAAAAGCUAGCUGUUGAACCACCUUCAGCAAGUAUCAAGCUGUUUGGAAAGACGGUUUUCGUACCAGAUGCCAAUAACCUUGCUCCGCCUGCUCUAUACAACGCAGAAAAGGAAAUCGAGAUCAGCAAUGAAGAUGUACUUCAUGCAUUCCAAGCUAACCAAGCAAAUUCACCGUUUAUACUUGCCAUGGUUCCAGGGAAUAUGAUUCCACCAGCUUCUUGGUCGUCACAAAACAUGCUUGAAAACAAUCCUGAGAGUACUGCAGCCUUCCCUGCAGCUACAAUUUCUUGGUGGUCCUGGUACCAAGAUCUCAUAUAUCGAUCUAUCUCAUCGUGUGGCCAAACAGCCAUGGAGACUGCUACUCAUUGUCAGAGACCAAAAGAUGAAGAACCUCAAAGAGAGGGAUCAUCGACUGGUUCAAGCAUUGGCUCAGCUAGUGAAGUUGACGAUGGAAACAGGAGUUCUGAAACAGUUGAGUCCAAAUGUACAACCAAGAGCAAGGGAUUUGUACCAUACAAAAGAUGUUUAGCAGAGAGGGAUGGCAAGUCAUCAGGAGCUGUUUUAGAAGAGAGAGAAUCUCAAAGGGUCCGCGUGUGUUCAUAGCACUUUUUUGGUACAGUUUCCUCCUGACCAGUCAGAAGUUCUGGUGUGUUUAGGAGUCUUAGGUCUGCAGAUAAUCUAAUUCAGGAGGUCCGCGACACUCUUCAACUUUUUAGCUUUGUCAACAUUCUUUUGGUUUCCGUUCAUAUUUUUCAGCUGCACACGAAACUGAGUUUGCUGCCAAAAAACACGCAGCUGCAAUUUUUCCUAUCAACUGAUCGUGCAGCAGUUGUUCUGUAUCAUACUCAUUGUAACUUUCUUCACAGUGUUUCAACUCUCUAAUGAUGCCACUUUUAUGUUAUCUAAAUACAACCAAAUAUCUCUUGUUU